AUGUGCAUACAUUCUCUCACAACCCAAACCAGGCUCUGUUCUUCUACCAAUUCAAGUCUCACAACCCCUAUUUCAGACCCAUUUGACAAAUCCCAGGUCUCUGAUCUCAUAUCAAAACAACACUGGUCCGACCUCAAACUCGCGAACCCUUUUCAGUUCCUCCAACAAUUAUUCGACUACGAAGCCGAUUCUGAAGUCAUUCUCACUUACUUCAAAUGGUCGCAGCGUGAAUUUCAGGUGUCCCAUAGUAUCCAACACUAUUGUAAACUCUUUAAUUUAUUAGCAAAUGCCAAAAAAUAUGCACAAAUUAGAUCUUUAUUGCAUGAAUUUGUUAAGAAUGAGACCCAUUCGAAUUCUUCCAUUUUUCAUAUGCUUCCGUUAUGUGGUGGUCAGUUUUGUGCUAAUUCGAUUAUUAUCGAUAUGUUACUAUUGGCAUACGUGAAGAAUCUGAAGUUACAUUUGGCGGUUGAGGCUUUUGAGAGGGCUGGGCCUUAUGGGUUUAAGCUAUCUGUUCUGUCAUGUAACCCAAUGUUGAGUUCUUUGGUUAAAGAAGGAAAAAUUGCAGUUGUGGAAAAUGUGUAUAAGGAGAUGAUUAGGCGUAGGAUUGAGCUUGAUUUGAUUAGUUUUAACACGGUGAUUAACGGGUUCUGUAAGGCAGGGAAGUUACGGAAGGCAGGGGAUGUUGUUGAGGACAUGAAGGCUUGGGGGGUUUUGCCAUCAGUGGUCACUUAUAAUACACUGAUUGAUGGGUACUGUAAAAAGAGUAGGGUAGGAAAGAUGUACAAAGCCAAUUCACUUUUGAAAGAAAUGGUGGCAAACGAGAUUUGUCCGAAUGAGAUCACUUAUAACAUUCUUAUUGAUGGGUUUUGUAAGGAUGGAAAUGUAGUGGCUGCUAUGAGGGUGUUUAAGGAAAUGCAGGGGCUGGGGUUGAACCCGAGUGUGGUCACGUAUAAUUCUCUGAUUAGUGGGUUAUUUAAUGUUGGGAGAGUUGAAGAAGCUUGCAGAUUAAGAGAUAAAAUGGUGGGACUGCAUUUGAAUCCUAGUAUUGUUACUUAUAACACCCUUAUACAUGGAUUUUCGAAGAAGAAGAUGCUGAAGGAGGCUAUAGAGUUGUUUGAGGAUAUUUCCAAUCAUGGGUUGCCCCUCAAUGUAUUGACAUUUAAUACAUUAAUCGAUGCUUAUUGUAAAGCUGGGAAAAUGGAAGAAGCAGUUGCUCUUUGUGAUGCAAUGUUGGACAGAAUGGUUUGUCCCAACAUUUCAACUUAUAAUUGUUUGCUUGGUGGUUAUUAUAAAGAGGGAAACAUGGAGGCAGCUGGUAAGCUUCUAGAUGAAUUGGAGAAGAAUGGCUUGAGAGCUGAUCUUGCAACAUACAACAUUCACAUUGGUGCAUUAUGCAAGCAAGGGGAAUCAAGGAAAGCAGUUAAACUUCUGGACGAGAUGUUUGAGAAGGGUUUGGUGCCCAAUCAGCUGACAUACAAUAUUCUGAUGGCUGGUUAUUGCAGGGAAGGAAAUCUUAGGGCCGCCUUGAAUGUUAGGAAACGGAUGGAGAAAGAUGGGAAACAGUCAAAUGUGGUUACAUGUAAUGUGUUAAUUAAGGGUUUUUGUGCGAAUGGUAAUCUGGAGAAAGCAAAUACGUGUCUUAAUGAGAUGCUGGAAAAGGGCUUGGUCCCAAAUCGAACAACUUAUGACAUCAUUAGAGAAGAAAUGAUGGAUAAGGGAUUUGUUCCAGACAUAGAUGGGCAUCUUUAUAAUGAUUCCAUAAACUCUUAA
Molecule: messenger RNA, 1770 nt
Organism: Ilex paraguariensis (yerba mate)
Lineage: Eukaryota; Viridiplantae; Streptophyta; Magnoliopsida; Aquifoliales; Aquifoliaceae
Source: the annotation of a GenBank genome assembly